AUGAUUAGUAUAUCUCAAUUUAAAUAUAUUUUAUCAUUCAUUAAUCAAUAUAUCUCAUUAUUGAAGUUACAAUUUAUUAUUUUAAAUAUUCAUUUGAAUUCUCUUUCAUUAUUUCCAUUGUUUCUUUUAUUUCUUAUUUGUUUUUAUCUAUUUCUAUAUCCAUUAAUCAAUAUGUAUUUUUAUGACAUUUAUGAUAUGAUUAUAAUGUACUCCCAUCAUUCUUCUAACAUUUGUACUUCCUAUUUGAUAAUAUUUAUCAUUCAUUUAUCAUGUAUCAGUUAUAUUUUGUUGUUUCUUUUUCUAUCUUAUGAUAAAAAAUAA
This is a messenger RNA of Entamoeba dispar SAW760, 321 nucleotides long. RefSeq lists its product as uncharacterized. The transcript is spliced from 2 exons. The record is from RefSeq and is a predicted model, not a curated record. Bases 1 to 321 code for a protein of 106 amino acids. Lineage: Eukaryota; Evosea; Mastigamoebida; Endamoebidae.